UUCACUCGAAUUCUUCUUCCCAUAUCCGGCCAAUCUCAACCCAAAAACCGGAUCCAUAUAGACCAUCUUCGCUUGGCAAAGAGAGAGAGAGAGAGAGAGAGAGAGAGAGAGAGAGAGCGCAGCCGACUCGCCGCUCAGCUUUGCUCCGGCGACAUCCCCAGUCAGAUGAUAAAUUGUUAUUCAAAGGGAUAUUCUUUGUGAAGAGGAUCUUUUAGCUUAAGUCAUGGCGGGCUGGCAGAGACAUUUCCAAUCCAUACUCCGUCAGGUUGGGAAGAGAUUAGAGCAUAACUACAAUGCUUCGGUCAACUUCUCAGGUCAUCACUCAAGCGCCUCCUUAGUACCUGGCGAGCUGCCUAAUUUGCAGAUCCUAAGUUCUUCGUCUUCUCUAAACAACUCAAGGCCAUUGUAUCAAUAUUGGCAGCAGUUGCAAUUUUCCACUUCGAGGACGUUGCUUGCUAGUUCAUCUGACGAAACACCUAUUUCUUCUCCACUGACGCCUGUUCUGGCAUUGGGCAGUGGUAAACCUGAAGAGCAGAAAGUUCUAUCUAAACCUUCAAAAGUUCAAGCAGUUUUAAAAGGCAUAAAACAGAGUCCUAAGAAGGUGAACUUGGUUGCUGCAUUAGUUCGUGGCAUGCGUGUGGAAGACGCAUUGUUGCAGUUGCAAGUGACGGUUAAGCGAGCCUCCAAAACUGUAUAUCAGGUUAUACACUCAGCCAGGGCAAAUGCAACCCACAAUCACGGAUUAGACCCAGAUCGUCUCCUUGUUGCUGAGGCAUUCGUUGGGAAGGGCCUCUUCCUAAAGAGAGUCUCUUUCCAUGCUAGAGGAAGAUCCGGAAUAAUGCAUAAACCGGAGUGUAGAUUGACCGUGGUAGUUAGGGAAAUAACUCCAGAAGAGGAGGCUGAGAUAGCUAAGCUGAAAGUUAGCAAUUUCCUCAAGCUUACCAAGCGGGAGAGACAACUUGUCCCCCACAAGCUUAUUGAGACUACUCCGAUUUGGAGCCGCAAAGGCAAAGAAACAACUCACGGAUGACCUGGUAUGGGUCCGCGACCAAGCCUCUCUUCAAAUUUUCACAUUCUGGUAUGAAAUCAUGCUGUGGUUGGAAGAUGCUUAAUUGUAAACUGUCAUUCGAAUCAUUGUCGUUUUGAUAGAACGGUUUAAAACUUUUCAGUACCUGUACUACAUUUUGACGAUGAGGAGCUUUGUUAUGUGGGAAGACAACUGCGUGUCUGCAUGGGACAUUUGUGUUAAUGUAUACCGUUUUUUGUUGUUA
This is a messenger RNA of Rhododendron vialii, 1271 nucleotides long. Its product is annotated as large ribosomal subunit protein uL22c-like. Gene Ontology annotation, molecular function: structural constituent of ribosome. The transcript has 7 exons. Gene Ontology annotation, biological process: ribosome assembly; translation. Lineage: Eukaryota; Viridiplantae; Streptophyta; Magnoliopsida; Ericales; Ericaceae. The record is from RefSeq and is a predicted model, not a curated record. The coding region runs from base 224 to 1030 and encodes 268 amino acids. Gene Ontology annotation, cellular component: mitochondrial large ribosomal subunit; ribosome.